This is a messenger RNA of Diatraea saccharalis (sugarcane borer), 810 nucleotides long. The record is from the annotation of a GenBank genome assembly. NCBI's taxonomy places the organism in Eukaryota, Metazoa, Arthropoda, Insecta, Lepidoptera, Crambidae.
AUGGUUCCAGAAUUUGAAAGAACCCACUACCCAGAUGUAUUCGCACGGGAACGACUCGCUGCCAAAAUAGGACUCCCUGAGGCUAGAAUACAGGUGUGGUUCUCGAAUCGUCGCGCGAAGUGGCGGCGCGAGGAGAAGAUCCGCUCGCAGCGGCGCAGUCCCGAGUGCGCGUACGCACCGCCCGCUCUCACGCACGCGCCGCAACACGCUCCCGCUCACGCUCACGCACCCGCGCCCGCACCCGCGACCGCUCAUCCGCCCUACCAGCCGCCGCUCAACGUUGACACAUACAGGUACAGUCUCACAGUCGGCCAACGGCCACGUCUCGACAAUACCCCCCCUGUGUGUGAGAGCAGUGAGUCGGAGUUGUGCAAGGGAGGUUUCCUGGGCUACCCGCGGUACGAGCUCGGCUACCGUCAGCCCCAUCCCUACGCAAACCAUCACGGGUACCAGCACGAACCCAACUCACCGCCACCAGUAUUAUAUCAUAUCGAUAUUGAGAAGUUCGAUUUCGAUUGAAAAGAAAUUUUGACUGGCAUGCGGAACUUAAGCAACUUUCGCAAGGGUCGGUCAUAGGAUCGUUAACGCCCGCUACCACAAUACCCACCGGGCCCUCGUGGCAAUUCCCUCAUUAAGAGUCCAUCCAUAAGGAAGAUCUAUGGCCCAGCAGUGGACAUGUUAAUAGACUAUACAUAAUGAUCAGCAUUGUUAUGUUUGGCAGAAUUAGGUGGUCUACUCGGUGCGGGCGUGUCCGUGCCGCUAGCUGUGCCCGGGCAGGACUCGCAGCAGUACUGGUCGCGGCUGCAGUGA